UCAGAUAUGUUGAUUCUCGUUACUCUACUUGCCUUUCUUGGCGAAAUUCAAUAUGCACAUUUAGCCGGAAAACAGAUUGGUCCAAUUGGAACGUUGGACAUCCUGAGGGUGGAUGCUUGCGAGGCGAAGAACAAUCUGAAGCAGAAGGUCCAGCUGAAGUUCACAUUCAAUACGAAAACAAAGGUUGUCAAUGGCAACAUCAACAUACCAUUCAACUUUGACGAGAGCAUCACAUUCAAAGGAGCUCUGCAUAAGUGGACGGGUAGCGAAUGGAAGAAGAACAUGAUGAAAUGGGACGGAAAGGCGUGCGACUACCUCAACAAUUACCUCCCAAAGAUCUUCGCAGAUUUCCAGAGCAGCCUCGAUCCGAAAGUGAAGACCAAAUGCACGAUCCAAAAAGGUAACUACAAGAUCAACAACUUGAUUGUUCCUCUGAAGCAUCUGGAAUUGCCGAUGAUCGUGUACGGGAAAUUGAAGGCGGAAUUCAAGGCUUUCAAAGGAAAAGAGACCGUUCUCUGUAUAGAAGCAGAGGCCGAUUCGAAGAGCGCGUUGUUGGCUCACUGAUUUACAUGAAUACACGACGAUAUAGUGCUCAAUAAAGUUACG
Nicrophorus vespilloides is the source of this 606-nucleotide messenger RNA. RefSeq lists its product as uncharacterized. NCBI's taxonomy places the organism in Eukaryota, Metazoa, Arthropoda, Insecta, Coleoptera, Silphidae. The transcript has 4 exons. Bases 7 to 564 code for a protein of 185 amino acids. The record is from RefSeq and is a predicted model, not a curated record.